AUGACUUCAGAAUUGCCUACCAAGGACCAGCUGUACCAACAGGAUGUGGAUGGUCGUCCCAUCACUCAGACGGAAGCGUCUGCCGUCGGGUCAGACGCAGGCGGUUCGGCAGUCACUGCGCAGAGCUCAUACGACAAGCAACAGAACCUCGUCGACAGGGCUGGCGAGGUUGCAAGCAAAUACCCUGCGGAGAUCACAAAGGACGAUGCAGCUGAGGUGCAAAAGGCAGAGGCACAACUGCUGGGAGAGCGUCCCGGCAAAGACUCUACAUGGGCCAAAGUGCAGUCUAUCGCUGAUCAAAAUGCUGCCUCGAUAGAGCAGAAAAAGUGA
Molecule: messenger RNA, 330 nt
Organism: Truncatella angustata
Lineage: Eukaryota; Fungi; Ascomycota; Sordariomycetes; Amphisphaeriales; Sporocadaceae
Exons: 2
Coding region: 1-330 (109 amino acids)
Source: RefSeq, a predicted model, not a curated record